AUGAAAGGUCAAGAGACAAAUCAAGUCCAAGAUUUGAAUGAGAUACAGAAAAUGAGCCAAGAAAAAACUGAAAUGUUUGAAGGUGAUUUUUCAGAAGAAAGAGAGAAGAAAAAGCAGUUGGCAUCUGGUUUUAUUACUAUACAGAAGGCCUUGAAAGUUGAUAGUGAGGAAUUGCAAAAGUCAAAGUCGGAACUUGCAUGCCUUUAUAGUGAAAUUCAGAGCCUUCCAGGGGCACCAGAAGACAGAGACCAUUUUUUAAUAGCAUAUGACCUCCUCCAAAGAGAGAAUGCUGAGUUAGAAACAAAGAUCUUGAAGUUUUCACAAGAAUUGGAACAAUUAAAUCACUUUACUUUAGGGGGAAAAACUGCAACUGCUAAUUUAAUUACAAGUGAAAGUGCUUAUAAAGAUCUGUUGUUGAAAGUACCAAUUUUGGAAGUAGAGAUACAAAGUCCAAAGGAAGAGAGAAAAGAACUCUGUCCCGAAUUAGGAGAAAGUAAGCUGAAGGAAAUUCCAGAGGAGUCAGUAAAGGAGGGCACUUUUCCAAAAGAGGGGCAGAAGGAGGAGGACUCUCAACAGAAUCGAGAUACGAAAGAUGAAGAAGAGCAGUUGGCCAUGAAGCCUAAGGAAGUGGUCAGGCUUGGAGAAGAGGCGAGCCAUGUGAAUGAGAGCCUCCUUCAGUGUCAGAACUCUGGGGAUAGUUCAGAUGACAGUAGCAUCCAGUAUCUGUCAUCUGGAGAAAAAAUAAAAUGCGAGCCGCUAGAGGAAGUACAACAACUUCGCAAGAAUUUGCAUCGCCUCCAAAUUCUUUUCAACUCUGCUGAAAAAGAGCUUCGAUAUGAGCGAGAAAAGAACUUGGAUUUAAAGCAGCAUAAUAGCUUGCUUCAGGAAGAAAUCAUCAAGAUCAAAAUCGAACAAAAGCAGGCCCACCAGAAGUUACUAGACAGCACAAAGAUGUACGCCUCGCUCACUGCAGAAUGGAAGCACUGUCAGCAGAAGAUCAGAGAACUAGAGUUGGAAGGACUGAAGCAGGCUCAGAGCCUCAAAUCGCAGAACCUUCUGCAGGAAAAGCUAGCUCAGGAGAAAUCUAAAGUUGCCAGUGCAGAGGAAAAGAUUUUGGACCUGCAGCAGAAAUUGGAACAAGCUCAUAAAGUCUGUCUCACAGAUACCUGUAUUUUGACAAAGAAAAAACUAGAGGAAAAGAUCAAAGAUGCAAUAGAAAAUGAAGCUGAGUUAAGGCAACAGUAUCAGGAAGAACAACAGAAGAGGAAGCUCCUAGAUCAUACUGUAAAUGAGCUACAAAGGAAAGUGAGAACCUUACAGGAUGAAGACAGUCAAUUGAAAAUGACCGUGGCUCAGCAACAGGAGGCCCUGCUCAACCAACUGGAAAAUGAAAAAAAAAAAUCUAAUGAGCAUAUCAAGAGCAAUCAGGAAUUGUCAGAGAAGCUGUCGGGAUUACAGCAAGAGAAAGAAGCUCUAUGGGAAAGAUGUGUGCAAUUUUUGGAGCAGUUUGAUGAGCAUGUGAGAAACCACUCUGAGAAGCAUCACCACAAAGCCAAGCUUCGAAAGAUCAAGGAUCAUCUAGUUCAUGAAGUAGAAAUACGAAAUAAGAGAAUUAAACAACUUGAAGAAGAAGCUGGACUCCUGCAACAAAAAAUUGAGACGGAGAAGGCAUUCCAGGCCCAGAUCACGGUCCAAAAUGAUAAUCUGAUCAUAGAAAAAAGGGAGCUUCUGAAGCAAGUCAUGGACCAAGAAGAAAUAAUCCGCAACAACAAACAAAUAAUCUCAUCAGUCAAGAGCAAAGCACUUUUCCUGGAUAAAGAAAAUAAGCAAUUACAGGAAAAUCAUUUCCGGCUCAUGCAGCAAGUUAGCUUCUUAGAGCGCAUUAUAUGGAACAUCCAGAUUCGCAGAAAAGAGGAAGCAACAAUUAGUGACAUCCCUGGACUUGAUGUACUAAAGAAAAUAUUGCCUUUUCCAGGAUCUAGGUUAGUAAAAUCAAUAGAGUAUUCUGCAUGCCCGAGAGGCAUAGCUGUUAACUAG
Molecule: messenger RNA, 2037 nt
Organism: Marmota flaviventris (yellow-bellied marmot)
Lineage: Eukaryota; Metazoa; Chordata; Mammalia; Rodentia; Sciuridae
Source: RefSeq, a predicted model, not a curated record